Spodoptera frugiperda (fall armyworm) is the source of this 495-nucleotide messenger RNA. Its product is annotated as von Hippel-Lindau disease tumor suppressor-like. The record is from RefSeq and is a predicted model, not a curated record. NCBI's taxonomy places the organism in Eukaryota, Metazoa, Arthropoda, Insecta, Lepidoptera, Noctuidae. Bases 122 to 472 code for a protein of 116 amino acids. The transcript has a single exon.
CACCGAGCGGCGACUCGCUACUACUUCCCAGUGUACCGCAGGCUGUAACACUACAUCACCAUUUGUGGUGCGCACUCUGCUGCUGUUUGUCAGUAAAUAUAUUGGCGGUGAUAAUAUCACAAUGGCGUUCGAGCAGUUUGUGUACGAAGUUAAUGAGAAGGGAGAAAAUGUUCUCGUGAAAUCAAUAAACUCCGAUACUCCGGUGACUGUCCGCUUCACGAACCAGACGUCGCGUCCGGUGAACGUGUGGUGGCGCAACUUCGAGGGGAGGCAAGUGUUCUACGGCCGGAUUGAACCGGGCGCGAGUCUCGACCAAGGCACGUUCCUGACACACCCUUGGCAGUUCACGGAUGCGUGUACCGAGCAGUACUACGGGAUCGACAACCGGCGUGUGUUCAGGCCGCCGCCGGACCUUGCGGGCCAGACACCGAACUUCAACAUCACUGCGCCCUCGUGUAACUGUCCAUGCUAAUAAAGAGUCUGUCUGUAAAUGUC